This is a messenger RNA of Centruroides sculpturatus (bark scorpion), 1281 nucleotides long. Its product is annotated as DBH-like monooxygenase protein 1 homolog. Gene Ontology annotation, cellular component: secretory granule membrane. NCBI's taxonomy places the organism in Eukaryota, Metazoa, Arthropoda, Arachnida, Scorpiones, Buthidae. The transcript is spliced from 9 exons. Gene Ontology annotation, biological process: octopamine biosynthetic process; norepinephrine biosynthetic process; dopamine catabolic process. The record is from RefSeq and is a predicted model, not a curated record. Gene Ontology annotation, molecular function: dopamine beta-monooxygenase activity; copper ion binding. The coding region runs from base 1 to 1281 and encodes 426 amino acids.
AUGAACUCUGCUAUCUUUCUUCUUUUCCUUUGUUUUUACUCGAUUUCUACUGAGAAUUGGAAUCGAUAUCUAAAAUUAGAUCGAAAUUAUGAAGUUUGGUGGUCAGUCGAAGGAGAAUGGGUCACGUUUCAAGUGGAAGUAGCCACUAGAGGAUGGAUUGGAUUCGGAAUCUCUCCGAAUGGAGGAAUGGCGAGCAGCGACUUAGUUAUAGGCUGGGUAAAUAAUGGAAAAGCUUGGUUUCAUGAUAGACACGCAGAAGGAAAUUAUCAACCGAUUAUAGAUGACCAUCAAGAUUGGGAGCUUCUAUGGUGCUGCGAAAACGAUACUCAUACCUCCAUACGUUUCAAGAGAAUGCUCAUCACGUGUGACGAUCAAGAUCUUUUUAUAACGAAUGAUACAACUAGAUUUAUUUACGCUUAUCAUUCCGAUGAUCCUACAAAACCCGAUACAGUUAUGUAUCACGGAGCAAACAGAAGGGGUACUGUAAGUGUUAUGAUAAAUUAUAAACUUGAUAAACCAAUACACUACGAAAGUCCGGAAGAUAUUGAAUAUUGGGAUGUUACAAGUCCUAACAUUUUAUUACCAGAAGACAAAAAUACUACUUAUUACUGUACCUUAUUACGAAGACCAAACUUAGAUAAACAGCAUCAUAUAAUAAAAGUUGCACCAUUAAUACAACCCGGAAACGAAAAAUUCGUUCACCAUAUUAUUUUAUAUGAAUGUAUGAUCAAUGAAGAAGCUAUUUCACCCUUCAAGGAUGGAACGUAUUAUGAAUGUUAUGACGAUGAUGGUAUAUUGAAAUUCCCUUAUUGUUUGACAGCAUCUAUAGGAUGGGCUGUCGGAGGAGAGGGAAUGUAUUUUCCAGAAAAUGUCGGUAUACCUAUUGGAAUGUCUAAUGUAGUUUGGUAUCUUCUACAAAUUCAUUAUGAUAAUCCCGAAUUUGCUCGAGGGAUUGUUGAUUCGUCCGGAUUGAGAAUAUCAUAUACUCCUAAACUCAGACAAUACGAUGGUUCGAUGCUAACCGUAGGUUCUCUAUGGUAUCCUUGCGUAUUUGUGCCACCAAAUCAAAAAGAAUUUAUAAUUUCGGGUCAUGGUCAUCCAUCUUGUUUAAGACAGGGAAUUCCUCCAGAAGGAAUUAAAAUAUUUUCUUCUCUUCUUCAUUCGCAUCUUAUUGCAAAGAAAAUUACAGUGAGACAUUUUCGAAACAAUGAAGAACUCCCACCAUUGGAUGUAGACAAAUACUACGAUUUCAACUAUCAGGUAUCAUCAAUUUACAAUUAA